AUGGAUGUAGCGAUUGACGAGUGGACGACAAAGCAAGAUAUUGUUCCUCCAUCCGCCUUGGCUUUCUUGAAAAAAGUUCGAAAGUCGUUCGUCAAGUAUGGGGACAUGAUCGUUCUGCCAUCAACUGCUUUUCCAGCCGAAGUAAGGAGUGAUGGUCCUAAAGAGACUAGCCAGGAAUUUUACUCUGUGAUCGGGAUUGCGGAUCCUGUCGUACUACAGGAUCUAUACCGAACCAUCCUCCGCCAUCUAAAAGCGACACAUAUCGCCACCACCAGACCAAUACCCCUGACCUCACCAGAAGCCCAAGAUCAGCAGGACUGGAACCGCAUACGAGCACCCUUGAACUUCACAUCCCUCUACGGAGACUUUGGCCCAGAGACAUGCUCUUCUCCACCUACUGAGCAGGAUUUUGAUCAAGCGUUCUGGACAACUGCAAAGCAAAAUGGCAUCGUGCAGACAUGGGCACCGAGGUGGACAAUGUUCUCCCGAGGCAACAUAAGCGAGAAAGCGAGACUGCUUACUUUACCUUCUGUUGUGCAAGCUGUGGACGAAGGGAGAAGAAGUGGUAGGGGAAGCUGUGCAGUUGAUUUAUUCGUGGGGAUAGGCUAUUUUGGCUUUUCUUACUUGAAGGCUGGUGUUGAUAGGGUGGUAGGGUGGGACGUCAAUCCUUGGAGUAUCGAAGGUGCUGUGAGGGGUGUAGAGGGAAACGGGUGGAGUGUACAGCGGUUUCGAGAAGGCGACAGUAUCCAGGGUUUGGAGGACGAGACGAGGUUCGUUGUCUUCGAAGAAGAUAAUGCAUGUGCUGUUGGGAGGUGUGAGGAGAUUAAGCGGUUAUGUGGAAAGGAGGCUUUGCCGCCAGUCAGACAUGUUAACUGUGGCUUACUGCCUUCGUCUAGAGGCUGUUGGAGGACGGCUGUGGAAGUCUUGAGCGAGGAUCUAGGAGGAUGGUUGCAUGUUCAUGAGAACUUCGCAGUAGAGGAGAUUGAGGACAAAGCCGAGGAGGUCAGAGCAGAGAUCGCAAGACUAUGUCAGGAGGUCGUGGACCAGAGACAUGGAUUAGUACGGAAGAAGAGGAAUGUUGUUGUCGAGGACAUUAACCGACUGAAGAGUUAUGCGCCUGGUGUCAUGCAUGUCGUGAUAGAUGUACAUAUUUCUAGUUAUGUACCUGACUGA
This is a messenger RNA of Recurvomyces mirabilis, 1173 nucleotides long. RefSeq names its product S-adenosylmethionine-dependent methyltransferase (gene TRM12). Gene Ontology annotation, biological process: tRNA methylation; wybutosine biosynthetic process. The transcript has a single exon. Gene Ontology annotation, cellular component: cytoplasm. NCBI's taxonomy places the organism in Eukaryota, Fungi, Ascomycota, Dothideomycetes, Mycosphaerellales, Teratosphaeriaceae. Gene Ontology annotation, molecular function: S-adenosylmethionine-dependent methyltransferase activity; tRNA methyltransferase activity. The record is from RefSeq and is a predicted model, not a curated record. Bases 1 to 1173 code for a protein of 390 amino acids.